AACAAUUAUAUAGUAACAAUCCAUCGUCAUUGAGAACACGUUUUAUCACAACAUGGCCGCUGGCCCAAUCGCCGAGCGAAAUCAAGAUGCCACCAUCUAUGUGGGAGGCCUGGAUGAGAAGGUGUCGGACACGAUCCUGUGGGAGCUGUUUGUCCAGGCGGGACCAGUCGUAAACGUGCACAUGCCCAAGGACCGGGUGACUGGCCACCACCAGGGUUACGGCUUUGUGGAGUUUCUAGGAGAGGAGGACGCUGACUAUGCCAUCAAGAUCAUGAACAUGAUCAAGUUAUACGGAAAGCCCAUCCGCGUCAACAAG
This is a messenger RNA of Rhipicephalus sanguineus (brown dog tick), 316 nucleotides long. Its product is annotated as splicing factor 3B subunit 4-like. The annotation marks the transcript as partial. The transcript is spliced from 3 exons. The record is from RefSeq and is a predicted model, not a curated record. Gene Ontology annotation, biological process: positive regulation of mRNA splicing, via spliceosome. NCBI's taxonomy places the organism in Eukaryota, Metazoa, Arthropoda, Arachnida, Ixodida, Ixodidae. Gene Ontology annotation, cellular component: U12-type spliceosomal complex; nucleolus. Gene Ontology annotation, molecular function: RNA binding.